UUUAGUUCACAAUAUCUGGGACUUGUGGUUCGAGCACGUUUGUUUCUAAUGGUCUGUUCUCGUGAUUUGAUUUUCAGCUGUCCGCACUGCUGAACUGCUUUUUGCGGGUCACACGGAGGUGAACUUCGAAUCACUAUGGGUCUGUAUGCCACUUCUUAACACGUUACCCCCCACGUUGUUUCAGAUACCUUUUCAUUUCAAAACUACCACCCUUCGUCCUCACUCAGCAGUUACCGUUCGCUUUGGAUCCCUCCGGUCAGUACACGUCCGGUCUCCCUAGCAGCUUGGAAAAUGUCGCCUUACGAGUUUUCUACCCCAAUGGAAGUCGUAACGUACCAAGAUAAUCAUUCUUCAAACCUUACUGAUACCGGAGAUUGUUGGCGAGCUCUCCACGCAUCCAUACCGCGUUCAUAUGAUUCUCCCUCGUUGAUUUCGACAUCCACUUGUUCGGAGACAGACAGUAGCAGUAUUCGGAGCUUGUCAUGCGCAAAGGAUUUCGUAGACAAUUCUCACAGUUCGCCGCCCACCACCAGUCCAUGUUCUAACAGUGUGCCAACUAGUUCUCAAGUUCCGACCUGUGGUCCCAAGAAGACCUUAUACCCUUUGCAGACCGUGGACCGCUUGACUGCGCCUUACCAAAACUUGCCCUGCGCAGGUAAUCCCGUUCAUAUCUACACAUGGUCCCUACCAAAGCCCCCCAUUUUGGCAAGUCUGGCAGGUCUGGACCCUCAGUGUUUCACUAAUACGGACCGAGGGUUUGGACUUUUGUUCUCUCAGCCCAUUGCGGCAAACGAGUAUGUUUGUCGACUUCCACUCUAUCUUACUCGUGGUAUGGCUCGCGCUCGUGUGCGCCAUGUCAAGUCUGUAAUCCUCUCCGAAGAGAUGCUGGAAGUAAUCAUUGCAGCUCACCGCGUGAUAGCCGAACUGUUAACCAACAUUGCCGAUUUGUCUCACGUUGGACAAAUGGGGACGAAACAACGACUAGAUGCCUUGUCUCACGCAAACUCAGAAGGCAGGCCUCGACCAUGUGCGCAAAACGUCCGAGAUAGAUUUAGUGACCUUCAUUUUGAUCCGGUGAAAUCGCGUACUUUGUGUCUUGUCACAUUCUUCUGUUCGUCAACAAACGAUAUCGAUCUCGAAGCAGCUCGAACUCUUCUAAAGUGGAACAAGGGCCGAAUUAACUGGAACUUUCAGGAAAAAGCAGUUCCAGGAAGGUUGAUUCAGCCGAACCAUGGAAUCAUACCUGCAUACCCGGUUUGGUUGAGUCAAGUGCCGAUGGCUUAUUGGCCAGGAGUCUUGGUUCGACCGUGUCACUUACCAUCGAACGACCCUGGUCUGUUUGCGGUUUCUGGAGCAAGUUCGAAGACUGGAUUGGAUCCAGUUCCUCCCAAUCUUGCCGAAAAGGUUUGUGCGGCGGUCAACUCUGAACCAUCUUCGAACUCAGAGAACGCUGUCCCGAUUCCUGUCAACCCGGUCUUCUCUUAUGUUGACUAUUUCGCCAUUCGUCAUCCAGCCAUAUUUUGUUUAUUGGAUCGUAUUGAUCAUAACUUACCAUUAGUUGGCUGUCAUCGUCUGACAAGACAUCAGAACGCUGCACAAGUUACUGCAGGGAUGCGGAAGAAUAAUUCAAUCGAGCCCGCUGACGAUAAGGAAUUUAGCUAUCUGGCAGACGGUUGUAUCCUCCACCCUCUUUCCGCUUGGCUUUGGUUUCAGAUGUCAAUCAUCCCAAUGAUUGUAUACCAGAUGACUCGAGCGUUGUCGGCAUUGCAGUUGUUCACUGUUCUCUCACAUGAGUUGGGCUACUCAUGUCCGCCGCCUUCACAAUCGACUCAAUCCCCUUCAUCUGUGGAUCCCACUGUCCUCCUACCCGAUCGCCUGGAUUCACCGAAGUGUAUGCUAAGCGAUCUGCAACGAAGCACUGCUGCAGAUGUGACAGCAGAAGAGAAUUUUGAAGACGAAUACCUUCUAACAGACGAGGCUAGCCGUCGGGUAGAACCAAGUAAACAUGUGCCGAACCCGGCAGAUUUACUGGAAUCCCUGACUCUCUUGGGUGCUCGUGAUGCCGUCAAUCUAGAACGGCUUGAACUUCUUGGGGACUCAGUGUUGCAACUUAUCAGCACACUCACCGUGUAUAGCGGUUCUCAUGAAGACGCUGAUGAGGGUCAACUGACUGCUAAGCGUGUUGCUUUGGUGUCCAAUUCCAACUUGCGCAAUAUAGCUGUCCGUUUGGGUUGGCAGAACUACUGCACGGGACAGGUGUACUCGCCACCAGAUCACUUUAUGUUCCCUUGUUACGAUCUCUCGAGUUCGGUACCUCAUCGCGAUAGUGACACCAGACUGUUCGUCAGACUGACAGACAAAUCCUUGGCCGAUAUGGUGGAGGCAAUCGUUGGAUGCUUCCUGCAACACUUGGGUCUUCCAGCUGCCUUUCGCUUGCUGACCUACCUUGGAAUUUCGCCGUACGCCAAUCCGUCCUCACAAGGAAAGGAGGUCGGCGCAUGGGAUCAGCUUUUAUCUGAAACUCAGCAGAAUAAUAGACAUUCUCACUCGACACUAUUCCGUCCUCUGGAAUUUCGACCGACGUUCUAUCUUCCUGAUCGGAACUGUCCUGCAGGGAGCAUAUCGAGAUUGCCGAAUGGAACAGAGAAGGAUGACCUUAUUGAACGUCAGUCUCUCCGGCUAGUGGGUCUCCAAAAUAUUCUGGGUUAUCAGUUCAAGGACAUAAGUUUACUCAUUCGGGCUCUGACGCAUCAGUCGUCUCCGCAGACGUCUCUCUUUGGAUCUUAUCAAAGGCUGGAGUUUCUGGGCGACGCUGUUCUUGGUUAUGUGAUCACCAUCUAUUUGUACGAAAAGCACGUUGAGUUCGAUCCAGGCCAGUUGACCGAAUCUCGUUCGAACAUCGUCAGCAACAAUAGUUUGGCCUGUGCUAUCGUCGAACAUCAACUUCAUCCAUAUAUCACUCACAAUCAACCCGCCUUUGAUACUGCUGUUGAUUUUAUUCAAUUUAUUUUGGAUACGACCACCUCCUUGUCGGAUCAGUUAGAACUACUCAAUCAAGAAGUGCUGAAGGGCUUGCGUGCCAAGAUCCUCGCCGAUGUAUUCGAGGCGAUCGUGGGUGCAAUAUUUGUGGACACCCAGGGUAGUUUAUCCACCGUGUCUCAGCUUAUUCAUAGAUUGUUGGAUUCACGGAUUGAUGAUUAUUUAUUACGGAAUCCCAUGAAUCCUCUCAAAUCCAUGCACAUUUUGCAUCCCCGCCUCAAGUAUACCGAGGGUCAAGUAGAAGAAGCAGAAGCCGGAAAAAAGUACAAGCUUUGUGCUACGGUCUCUGGAGGACAAGUCUUCACUUAUGGAGCGACACGCAAUGAAGCACGCCUUGCCCUGGCACGCCAUCUUCAAGUUCCACUGCGUACAAUAGACCAGAAUCAAUGCUAGAGAAGAUUGGGCUACUGGCGUAUAGUGAUCAAUACCAACUGCACUGCCUUCAAACUUUAUACAAAUGCCUGCAUUUCCCCUGUUGUUUGUAGUAUUUUGCAAUUCAACUUUUCUAUCUUGGACACCUUUUAUAUCAAGUCAUAUUAUUGAA
Molecule: messenger RNA, 3583 nt
Organism: Opisthorchis viverrini
Lineage: Eukaryota; Metazoa; Platyhelminthes; Trematoda; Opisthorchiida; Opisthorchiidae
Exons: 10
Coding region: 292-3432 (1046 amino acids)
Biological process (GO): RNA processing
Molecular function (GO): ribonuclease III activity
Source: RefSeq, a predicted model, not a curated record